This is a messenger RNA of Contarinia nasturtii (swede midge), 696 nucleotides long. RefSeq lists its product as uncharacterized. The record is from RefSeq and is a predicted model, not a curated record. Bases 206 to 550 code for a protein of 114 amino acids. The transcript is spliced from 3 exons. NCBI's taxonomy places the organism in Eukaryota, Metazoa, Arthropoda, Insecta, Diptera, Cecidomyiidae.
UCAGAAAACUGUUUACUUCAAGUCUGAGAAUAGUAAACAUCAAAGGACUGAGAUUAUAGUAGUUAAGGAACAAUAUUUUUCUGCCUGUCAACCAAAACAAAAUAAAACGAUUGCUGCUUUUUUAAAAGUACCAAAACUACCACCAACUGAUACAACAACCAGCAAGUUGAUCAAAAUUGAAUAUUUUGUUCGAAUUGCAUGUUGCAUGGGUUACAAUCAAAAUAGUAUUCGAUUUUAUAUGCCGGUUGUAAUUGGAACUAAAUCAUUUUACAGUGACAUGCAAAAUGUGAGCAUGUCUCUGAGAAGCCAAACAGAUUUGCCACCGACUCCGAUACGUCAAACGGAAUCAUCACAUGGUUGCAGAGAACAAUCAGCUCCUGAUGAUGAUACAGUGUCAAUUCGAACUUACGCAAGUACUCCACCACCAUUUCCGGAUGAUGAAUUUGAUCUGCCCACUUACGAUGAAGCGAUGCUACAGGAAAUCAACAUCAAUCAACAAACAUCAUUUCCACAACUAUUUACUCCAAAUCAACGGCCGAAUAAUGAAUGAAAAUGUCAAACAUUUUAUCAAAGCUUGCCAAAUGUGUUCUAUGUUUUCUUUCUAUAGACGAUUUUAUUAUAUAAAAGGACAUUUUUGUCACACCAUAUGCAUUAAGCACACAAAUUCAAACGGUUUCCUUAUUCAAAUUCUUUGCU